AUGAACCCUACGCUCUGGAGGCUGUGGUCCAAGGCCAUUUUUGCUGGCUAUAAGCCAGGUCUCCGGAACCAGAGGGAACACACAGCUCUUCUUAAAAUUAAACGUAUUUAUGCUAGAGAUGAAUCUGAACUCUACCUAGGCAAGAGAUGUGCUUAUGUGUACAAAACAAAGAACACCACAGUGACUGCUGGUGGCAAGCCACACAAAACCAGAGGAAUCAAAGGAAAGGCAACUCGUGCUCAUGGAAACAGUGGCAUGGUUCAUGCCAAAUUCCGAAGCAACUUUCCCUGCUAUGCCAUUGGCCACAGAAUCCGUGUGAGGCUGUACCCCUCAAGUAUUUAA
Molecule: messenger RNA, 342 nt
Organism: Lutra lutra (Eurasian river otter)
Lineage: Eukaryota; Metazoa; Chordata; Mammalia; Carnivora; Mustelidae
Product: 60S ribosomal protein L35a-like
Exons: 2
Coding region: 1-342 (113 amino acids)
Biological process (GO): ribosomal large subunit biogenesis; cytoplasmic translation
Cellular component (GO): ribosome; cytosolic large ribosomal subunit
Molecular function (GO): structural constituent of ribosome
Source: RefSeq, a predicted model, not a curated record